AUGACCUUAAGGAGUGGGAAGGAAGUUCAAGGACCCGAACCCGUGAUUCCUAAAGAUAAGGACGAGGAACGGAUUAAGAAAGAAUUGGAAGAGGAGGGCACAGACAACAAAAAUGCAAAGGUAACCUCGAACCCAAUUCCUACAACUAAAACUAAUCCACCUCCCUUUCCUAGCAGGUUAGAGAAACCAAAGAAGCAAGACAAGGAAAAAGAGGUCUUGGAGAUUUUUCGCAAGGUGGAGAUCAACAUACCCCUGCUGGAUGCGAUUAAACAAGUACCCAGGUACGCAAAAUUUUUGAGGGACUUGUGUGCCAACCGCAAGCGGUUGAAGGGGGAUGAACGAGUUAUAGUUAGGGAGAAUGUUUCAGCAAUUCUACAAAGGAAACUUCCACCAAAAUGCGGAGAUCCAGGUAUGUUUACUAUUCCUUGUAGGAUAGGUAAUACUUUGAUUAGGAAGGCCAUGUUAGACCUGGGAGCCUCAAUUAAUGUCAUGCCAAAGUCCAUUUAUGCUUCCUUAAACUUAGGUAGACCCUUUUUGAGCACAGCCCGAACCAAAAUUGAUGAGGUUUUUGAAAUUGAAGGCAGGGAUGAACUAGAGGUCGUCCUGACCAGGCACUUUGAGUCCGAAACAACCUCUAGGGUAGAGUUGAGUGAAGAGCUUAAAUGCGUGAUUGGAUCGUUGCAAACGUUACCAACCACGAAGACAAGGUAUGAUCUUGCACCGAUUUUCAUACCCGAACCUCACCAAAGGUUACUUCCAUCUGUGGUGCAGGCACCUGUCUUGGAACUAAAACCACUGCCGAAACACCUAAAGUAUGUAUACUUAGGUGAAGGGGAGACACUUCCAGUGAUCAUCUCCGCGGGUUUAUCAAAGGUUCAAGAGGAUGGAUUUUCAGGUUAUUUUCAAAUUGCCAUCGCACCCGAGGACCAAGAGAAGACUACUUUCACCUGCCCAUUUGGAACAUUUGCAUACCGAAGGAUGCCAUUUGGAUUGUGUAAUGCACCUGCUACCUUUCAAAGAUGCAUGGUAAGUAUCUUUUCAGAAUAUGUUGAGAAGAUUAUUGAGGUUUUCAUGGACGAUUUUAGUGUAUAUGGUGAAAGUUUUGAAAACUGUCUAGAUAACCUGAAAUUGAUCUUAGUAAGGUUUAUUAUUUUUUCUGAUCAUGCAGCUUUGCGGUAUCUGUUGACCAAAAAAGAGGCAAAACCGCGAUUGGCAUGUGGAGGUCACUUUGGACCGAAGAGAACGGCUCGUAAGGUGCUAGAGAGUGGAUUCUAUUGGCCAACUCUAUUCAAGGAUGCCUACUCAUUUUGUAAGUCAUGUGAUAAGUGUCAAAGAGUGGGUAAUAUCUCUCGUAGGGAUCAAAUGACUCAAACCCCAAUGAUUUUUGUUGAAAUUUUUGACGUUUGGGGCAUUGAUUUUAUGGGUCCUUUUCCUUCAUCCUUUGGUUUUUUGUAUAUAUUGCUUGCUGUAGAUUAUGUUUCGAAGUGGGUAGAAGCAAAGGCCACCCGCACUAAUGAUUCCAAAGUAGUUGCAGAAUUCGUUAAGUCUAAUAUUUUUGUUCGCUUUGGGAUGCCGCGAGCAAUUGUAAGUGAUCGGGGUACUCAUUUCUGCAACAAAACGAUCGCUGCAAUUUUUAGGAGGUACGGUGUCUUGCACAAAGUCUCCACUUCUUACCAUCCUCAGACAAACGGUCAGGCGGAGGCAUCGAACCGAGAGAUCAAGUCAAUUUUGGAGAAGAUGGUUCGACCCGAUAGGAAGGAUUGGAGUAUAAGACUUGAAGAUGCCUUGUGGGCAUAUAGAACGGCGUACAAGACGCCAAUCGGCAUGUCCCCUUACCGUUUGGUAUUUGGGAAGCCAUGCCACCUCCCUGUCGAGUUCGAGCAUAGAGCAUUUUGGGCGGUCAAGCAAUGCAACAUGGAUAUCGAAGAGGGCGGAAUUCAAAGGAAACUGCAGUUACAAGAAUUGGAGGAGAUUCGCAAUGAAGCCUACGAGAAUGCUGUGAUUUAUAAGGAGAAAAACAAGAUUUUUCAUGACCAGCAGGUCUCUAGGAAGACGUUUGAAUGUGGACAAAAAGUUCUACUGUAUCACUCCAAAUUGAAGUUAUUUCCAGGUAAGCUACGUUCUCGUUGGAUUGGUCCCUUUGUGGUAACUAAUGUCUUUGAUUAUGGUGCAGUGGAGAUCCAGAGUCUAAGGACAGAGAAGAAAUUUGUGGUGAAUGGACAUCGUCUUAAGCCGUAUUAUGAAGGGGUUCCAGUUGAGCGGGUAGAGAUGAUGCAUUUGGAGGACCCAAUUUGCUUAGUUUAA
Molecule: messenger RNA, 2304 nt
Organism: Coffea eugenioides
Lineage: Eukaryota; Viridiplantae; Streptophyta; Magnoliopsida; Gentianales; Rubiaceae
Exons: 6
Coding region: 1-2304 (767 amino acids)
Biological process (GO): DNA integration
Molecular function (GO): nucleic acid binding
Source: RefSeq, a predicted model, not a curated record